Messenger RNA from Scaptodrosophila lebanonensis, 472 nucleotides. RefSeq names its product 39S ribosomal protein L42, mitochondrial (gene mRpL42). The record is from RefSeq and is a predicted model, not a curated record. The coding region runs from base 1 to 387 and encodes 128 amino acids. The transcript has a single exon. NCBI's taxonomy places the organism in Eukaryota, Metazoa, Arthropoda, Insecta, Diptera, Drosophilidae. Gene Ontology annotation, cellular component: mitochondrial large ribosomal subunit.
AUGUCAGCAGCACGUUUGUAUUGUGGUUUUCGUUUGUUUUCAAUAAAUUCAGCACAAAAUGCGUUGAAUAAAAACCCCCUGGGUGGAAAGAGCCUGGUGGAGAGCGUUGGCGUAACCAAAAAUGGAAAAACAAUUGUGGCCUGGCAUCCGGACACUUCAUUUCCUUAUGAGCAUACAAAACCUCUGCCGGUGUCGGUGGAGGCGCAGAACUCGCAGGUAAUUAAGGAGACAGCGCUUCAGACAGCAAUAAGCGCAUUCAAGAAUAAGCAACCUGAGGUGGCGCGCCAGGAGCUAAUGCAACUAACACAUACAACAAAGCAUCGUUGGUUUCCACGGGCUCGCGACAAGAAGGCCAAAAAAACACCCAUGGAUCGCCCGUAUUUGUAAAUUUGUAUUGCAUAAGUGCAAAGCAAAGUCGUUAGAGUUUAUUCUAAACGUUGUCUUUUAAUAAACACAUUUAGUAAAUCGGAAA